AUGGUUUUCAGUAUGUCUCUAGAGAGGGCCCCCCCACUAGUCCGGCUAGCUAGUGAGCGAUUCUUUCGGGCGAGAAGCAGGCUGGGCCGGCGGGCACGCACCGCAAGCAGCAUUGUUCGCCACCACCCGAGAAGCAAAAGAUUCGAGAGGAGUGGCUACCUACUGGAGCUUCGACCAACCACCACCGGUCAAUUCUGCUUUGGGGGCAACCCUUACUCUACCAUUAUUAUAGGGGUAUGGGGCUCGAGACAAAGAAAGAUCAAGGCAGCAUAUCAGUUUUUCCUUUAUACUUUACUUGGAUCUGUUUUUAUGCUAUUAGCUAUUCUGUUGAUUCUUCUCCAAACAGGAACCACCGAUUUACAAAUAUUAUUAACCACAGAAUUUAGUGAGCGGCGCCAAAUCUUUCUAUGGAUUGCUUUUUUCGCCUCUUUCGCCGUCAAAGUGCCUAUGGUACCAGUUCAUAUUUGGUUACCCGAAGCUCAUGUAGAGGCACCUACGGCAGGAUCCGUCAUCUUGGCAGGAAUUCUUUUAAAAUUGGGAACCUACGGGUUUUUAAGAUUUUCAAUACCCAUCUUUCCCGAAGCGACACUUUGUUUCACUCCUUUCAUUUAUACUUUAAGCGUGAUUGCUAUAAUAUAUACUUCCUUGACUACUUUAAGACAGAUCGAUCUUAAGAAGAUCAUUGCUUACUCCUCAGUAGCUCAUAUGAAUCUGGUGACUAUUGGUAUGUUUAGUCUGAACAUACAGGGAAUUGGAGGUAGCAUUUUACUGAUGUUAAGUCAUGGACUGGUUUCUUCAGCCCUUUUUCUAUGUGUUGGUGUUCUAUAUGACCGACAUAAGACUCGACUUGUUAGAUAUUAUGGAGGUUUAGUGAGCACCAUGCCGAAUUUCUCUACCAUUUUCUUCUUUUUUACUUUGGCCAAUAUGAGUUUACCUGGUACUAGCAGCUUUAUUGGGGAAUUUCUUAUCUUAGUAGGAGCUUUCCAAAGAAAUAGCUUAGUAGCCACAUUAGCGGCGCUUGGGAUGAUUUUAGGCGCGGCCUAUUCCCUUUGGCUAUAUAAUCGUGUGGUUUCUGGGAAUUUAAAACCCGAUUUCCUCCAUAAAUUCUCCGAUCCAAAUGGCAGAGAAGUUUCCAUAUUUAUACCUUUUCUUGUUGGAGUUGUUCGGAUGGGUGUUUACCCCAAAGUGUUCCCGGACCGCAUGCAUACAUCCGUAAGUAACUUAGUGCAACAUGGCAAAUUUCAUUGAGAGGAAUCAGCAAA
This is a messenger RNA of Impatiens glandulifera, 1262 nucleotides long. Its product is annotated as NADH-ubiquinone oxidoreductase chain 4-like. Gene Ontology annotation, molecular function: ubiquinone binding; NADH dehydrogenase (ubiquinone) activity. Bases 1 to 1248 code for a protein of 415 amino acids. The record is from RefSeq and is a predicted model, not a curated record. The transcript is spliced from 3 exons. NCBI's taxonomy places the organism in Eukaryota, Viridiplantae, Streptophyta, Magnoliopsida, Ericales, Balsaminaceae. Gene Ontology annotation, biological process: ATP synthesis coupled electron transport; electron transport coupled proton transport; aerobic respiration.